Messenger RNA from Amborella trichopoda, 324 nucleotides. The record is from RefSeq and is a predicted model, not a curated record. NCBI's taxonomy places the organism in Eukaryota, Viridiplantae, Streptophyta, Magnoliopsida, Amborellales, Amborellaceae.
AUGUGUGUUCUUGAAUUACCUGAGCUCCAAAAGAUUUUUGAGAUGUGUGAGCAAGACAUGGUUGGGGAAGUAAGCGUGGAAGAGAUUUUCACGGUUUUGAGCAGGGCUGGCAUUGGCAUCGGAGGUGAUGAACUGAAGGCCAUUGUGGGAUCCGAGAGAUUGAACUUCGAGCGAGGAGGUGGAGAAAGUGCUUUGGAGACUUGGGUUGUGGGAGGGGAAGGAGGGGAGGAUUGGAAGAUGAUGAUACAGAAGUUUGAUGAGAAUUUAGAUGGGCGUUUGGAUUUUCAAGAGUUCAAGAACAUGAUGUUGAGGAGAAAUGUGCUG